Aspergillus vadensis CBS 113365 is the source of this 1076-nucleotide messenger RNA. RefSeq lists its product as uncharacterized. The transcript is spliced from 2 exons. The record is from RefSeq and is a predicted model, not a curated record. Lineage: Eukaryota; Fungi; Ascomycota; Eurotiomycetes; Eurotiales; Aspergillaceae. Bases 313 to 993 code for a protein of 226 amino acids.
GAGUUCUUGUGUCCGGAUAGUGCAAAGCAAGAUCUUGGUCACUCAGUUACGUGGCGUCGGACACUCUGGGAAUAGCGUCAUAUGACGCAUCGCACAUUUCACGAUACAGUCUGAUAUCAACUCAAGAGGUCAAUGUGGUUUCCUAACAUGGUCGUUGUUUGUGAUCCCGAGCGAGGUAACGAUGGACCAUGUCAUGGAUAUAUCUAUCUGCUAUGCGUUCUCUUUUUCGCAUUCAAUAUGGACUCGUUCAAUUGAUUUCAAAAAUUUAGAUUCAGUACCUUGCGCAGUUUUUUAGCGUCAAGCGUCACAACAAUGUCUUCCCCUCAACUCUGGCUCUAUGCUUCGUCCCGCCUCCGAGAUCCCACCGUCACAGACGAAAAUUUUAGUCAAUGGUAUCAGGAGCACCAUGUCCCCGAUGUCCUAAAAACCGGCUCUGUCACAAAAGGAGAAUUCUUUCGACGUCUAGGCCCCCAGAAACAGUUUCGCUGGCUUGCUGCAUACGACUGCGACGAUUUAGAUUUCAUGGAGCCGGAGAACUUCGCCCGCAUUCCAAAAACACACAGCAUGCUCGGCACGACCAAGUCGUGUUUAGAGAUUGCUGAAUUCGACACAAGGAUCUUCCAGCAACUCUUCGUACUGAAGAAUGGCGAAGGGAAUGAGGCGGGGAAUAGUGGUCCCGACCGGUAUCUAUUAACCUGUACUUUCCACUGCGACGACAAUGAUUACGAAGCGCUCGAGCGCCGCUGCAUUGAUGGGGAUAUUAUACAUGCUUUUCCGGGGUCGCGAUGGCUGAAGAUCUCGAGACCGUUCGAGGACGAGGAUACUUAUCUCGGGUUCAUGAUUGUGCAGGCGCUCGGGGAUGUUGAACCGAAGGAUUUGCUUUGGUUGGAGGAUAACUGGCGGUCGUAUUUGGCGGAGACGCUGGGGCUGGAGAGACAGUUCUUGCAGCCGCAUUUGUGGGAGCUUUUGAGGAGGUGUGAGAAUGGUUCGUAGAUGUGGUGGGUUCGAUGAUGUUCAACUAUAUAUCGAGGUGGAGAUGCUUAACAUGAUGUUCUUGAUAGUAUUCGAACUCGGAU